Molecule: messenger RNA, 1948 nt
Organism: Hyla sarda
Lineage: Eukaryota; Metazoa; Chordata; Amphibia; Anura; Hylidae
Exons: 4
Coding region: 222-896 (224 amino acids)
Source: RefSeq, a predicted model, not a curated record
GAAAAAUAGAAGAAGUGAUCUGAUUGGUUGCUAUUGGCAACUGGUCAACUUUUCCUCUCCACAGGUUUUGAUUCCUGAUUGUCUUCAUAUAUAGAAUGAGAAUCUUCUGACACAUGCCAGCUGUUGCUGGUCAGAAUAGACCUGGUAGCUGAUUGGUUGUUCUGGUUCAAGCGGGAACAAUGAACGGAAUAUAAGUCAGGUCAGCGGGAGUGUUGGUCCAGAUGUUCCAGACCUGUGAAGAAGAAACAUCAGCCCUGAAGAUGGAUUUACAGUAUGAAGAGGCCGGGACGAGGGAGGCGACCCCCGAAGUGAAUGCUCUCUACCUGAGGCUGCUGGAGCGAGCUGCCGGCGCUGGAGGAGAAGAUUGGCUGCGCAGAUGUCUGGGAGAAGCCUCGACCGGAGCAUCGCUGGAACAGCCUUCAGAGGACAUUGCUGCUGCGGGACCUGAGGACUUCAUCGCCGACGCGGAUGUGGAGAAUCGUCGCACUCAAGUUCCGGCGCUGGAAGGGGCGGAGCUUACGCGUGACAUCACGGAGCGUCCGACUGCCGAAGAUGACGUCGCCGGAAGUUCAAGGAAUGCCGGAUCUUCUGCAGGCCAGCUGUGCCGCUCUUCACGGAGCGUGAGCAGGCCUAAAAGGGCCCUUUCUCCUGUAGCGGAGCCCAGCUGCAGCAGAGGAGCUGUGAAGAGGAUCCCCGCCCAGCCCGCCCGGAGUUCUAAAGGGGGCUCGCCGAGACCUGCAGCUUUGUCAAGGGAGCAGACCGGUCAGAGGGCGCCUAAUGUCACUUGCCAUAAACUACUAUGCCAUCCCAUGUCUGACAGUUUGUCAUUGAGUAACAAUGAGCCACCGAGGAUGAAAGCUGACAUAUCAUUUAAAGGGAGACUUUGGACCAGCUAAUGGGACCGAGCCGUUCCAGAAUGUCCUCUCUUUUUUUUGUAGGCUCGGCAUGGCGGCUGAGUCAGGUCACAGGGACAGAGUCUUAUUACAGUCAGCAGUGCCCGUCCUGCAAUUCAGACAUUAAAGUGCAGUAUUUUUCAAUUAGAGCUGACGAAUUCAAUCAAAAUUCCAUAGAUUAGGAUGAAAUGAGGCAUGGGUCAUUUACACGAGAUUUAAUUGCAGGGCUAUUAGACAAAUAGUAUAUCUGCCACUCUCACAUGAUCUAUCAUUUCAAACAUCAAUAUCUGAGGCACAUCUAGCCUAAUAUCACCUCCCUCUGAUCACCCCAGACCUCCCCCCUCCCCGCUCAGCUGUGCUGCUCUUUUGAUGAGGACCGGAUUCAUUUAAACCAGUGGGUGUCAAAGAUUAAUGUGAGGUGGGGUGGGGUGUGUUUCGGAGUGUACGCCACUCUUUUACUUGUUUUUCAGUGUAUCGCAUUGUGUUAAGGAAGGCGUCGAUGAAAAGAUUAUCCCCUCAGUACUGGGACAUUUGUCAACAACACCCUAAAGAAAGAACGUUGCCACCAUAGACCAAAGAUUAUCACACCAAUGGAGGGAUUAGCCAAAUUAUUGACAUCCCUGUGAUCACUUAAACUUUGGAAUUUUAGAACAAAGCCAAUAUAUUGUCAAUUUCCAGAAUGUUGUCGAAAAUUCAAACUUGAAGUCCAAAUUACAGAUAGGUGCUUCCCUCUCAGCUCCGAGGCUAUCCUACUUAUCUCCGGCCUGGCAUUAAGGGAUAAAUUGUCACAACUGUGUAUUUUAUUAUGACAAGGAUUCUCUAAAUCAGAUGACCGAGGCAUUUCAGAUCCAUCUUAUGUGUGUUGAGAAGACUUAUGUUUGGUGUUGAGGUAAUGGGGUGCUCAUAUCUAUUGAUAUUGUAUUCAUAUUCUAACCAUGAGAGUUGUGAAAUCUCUUCCUAUAAUGAAGGAUCUCAAAUAUUUCCUAUGGAGGUUUAAGAGCCUUGGGUCUAAUGACCAUACAUACGAAUGAGGGGUCCAGGAUCUGUAAUGAGAA